Molecule: messenger RNA, 476 nt
Organism: Bactrocera tryoni
Lineage: Eukaryota; Metazoa; Arthropoda; Insecta; Diptera; Tephritidae
Gene: Obp99a
Product: general odorant-binding protein 99a
Exons: 2
Coding region: 19-465 (148 amino acids)
Biological process (GO): sensory perception of smell
Molecular function (GO): odorant binding
Source: RefSeq, a predicted model, not a curated record
AAAAUUUACUAAAUACAAAUGAAGACCGCCAUCGCACUCUGUUUAUUACUUGCUGUGACUUCAGCCGAAUAUGUCGUGAAAAACGAGGAGAACUUGCAGCAAUUUCGCCGCGAAUGCGCCACCGAACUGAAAGUGCCCGCAGAACACAUAGAACAAUUUCGCAAAUGGCAAUUCCCCAAUGACUCCGUCACACAGUGCUAUUUGAAAUGUGUUUUUGAAAAAUUCGGUCUGUUCGAUGCUGAGACUGGUUUCAACGUUGAGCACAUUCAUCAGCAGCUGCAGGGUGCCGAAGUGGCGCCACCUGGCGAUGCCGACCAUGAUGACGUCGUUCACGACAAGAUCGCCGCCUGUGUCGACACUAAUGAACAGGGUUCGAACGCCUGUGAGUGGGCUUAUCGUGGUGGCGUUUGCUUCAUUAAGGAGAACCUGCAAUUAGUAAAGCACAGCGUUAAGCCACAAGCUUAAAUUAUUAUUAU